Amyelois transitella is the source of this 2031-nucleotide messenger RNA. RefSeq lists its product as uncharacterized. Gene Ontology annotation, molecular function: nucleic acid binding; zinc ion binding. The record is from RefSeq and is a predicted model, not a curated record. NCBI's taxonomy places the organism in Eukaryota, Metazoa, Arthropoda, Insecta, Lepidoptera, Pyralidae. The transcript is spliced from 2 exons. Bases 1 to 2031 code for a protein of 676 amino acids.
AUGUCGCUUCUCAAGACUACAUUACCCCAGGAGGGUACCGGCCGCACCGCGGUCGGAGAAUCCCUCCCCGCGUCCUCGGGCGCGGGCUGCCCCACCGUAUCUGGGGGGGGCAAGAACCGACAUAGGGACGUAAGUCCCUCAAUUCUGACGUCGCAGCCAGAGGCUGGCUCACUUUCCGAGGCGGAAUGGGUGAGCGUAGAGAGUUUGUUGGAGGAGCAACCCCGGCAGCGGGCUCCAAAAAGGGGCCGUGAGGGGGAGGAUUGUGCCAGUACUGAGGUACCGGCACCGAAGGCGCCCAAGGCGCCAACUAUGAAGGCCGUGAAAGCGGCCAAAAAAGGUGGUCGGCCGAAGUCGACUUUGUCCGCUGACGCUCGUCGGGAGUUAGUGGCGGCAAAGCGCGACGAGGCCGAAAAGUCGGUGGCCGAGAUGGCGAAAAAGGCGGAGACGCUGCAGGCGACAUCGCCCGCAGACAAGGGUGCCCUUGAGGACCAGGCCGCAACGAGCAUUAAAAUAAUCCGUGAAAUUGCGGCCCAUUCAGGCAACCUCAAGGGUACCUUUCAGAAGGGCCUUAAGGACGCUGCAGCGUCCCUGGAGAAAGUAAUGUCGGCUCUGAGCUCCGGGUCGACAGGUGAGGAGACUGAACGCCUGCGCAAAAUUUGCGAGCGCAUGGAAAGCAAGAUCUCCUCCCUUGAGAGGGAAAUGGCGGAGCUCAGGGCCGCUGUAGCAAGGGAACGUCCUGAACGAGUGGCCUUAGGGUCAACUUCGUCGACGGAAUUCCGGCAGGAGGAGACUGAGGUGCUGCAGCGCCUCAUUCUCACCACAAUGGGUCCUGUGCUAGACGCCCGUUUCGAGGGCCUCCAGGACCGUCUCCUGCCGGAGAAACGCAUACGGCCCGCACUGGCGGCCGAUAAACGCCGUACGCCGGCAAACCAGACGUCGGAUGAGAGGUUGGCUGCCUCGGUGGCCGACAUGCUCUCAGAGCCAGACACCGAUGUGGAGGAGGUGCCGGUGCCGGCUCCGGCAAGCCGUACGGCCGUGUGGCGGAAGGCGCCCCCCCAGCCGACCCCUGAACCCAAGCCCCAAAAGGGCAAAGGCAAACGGGGUAGGAAGGGAAAGGGCAAAAAAGGGAACCCUGCCCCUACGGCGCCUGAACCUGAGCCGGUACCGUUGGCAUCGGUGGCGCCUCCACUGCUGUCAUCACCGAGGUCGGCCAACUCGCCAUCCUACGCAGCCGUAACGGCUGCGCCGGCGUCACGGCCACCCGCUCCGCCACCGGCUCAUGGGCCAUCAGAUAUGCCCUGGAAGAAGGUGCCGGAGAAGGGCUCCAGGAGGAAGGCUGCCGCUGCCGCUGCCCCACCCCGGGGCUGCGGCCGGACGCGGAAAAGCGUGGCCAUGGAUAAAGUGGACCUCGGCGCCCUGGGUAUACCCGGGGUUAAAUUCAAAAAGGCGGCAACAGGUGCCCGCAUCUUAGAGAUAGCGGGCACUGAAAAGGACGACAAGGCCAACCUCCUGGCGUCCAAAUUGAAGGAGGUCCUGGAUCCUCAGGUAGCAGAGGUAUCCAGGCCUCUAAAAUGUGUGGAUGUGCGCGUGCUGGAGCUGUGCGACUCCGCUACUCCAGCCUUGGUGUGUAGUGCAAUCGCUCGUGCGGGUCAAUGCCCCGAAUCGGAAAUCCGAGUCGGGGACAUUCGAGAGGACCGCGCGGGCGUCCGCACGGCCUGGGUAAGGUGUCCCAUCGCGGCGGCCAAACGGCUGACCGCCAACGGCACCAGACUCCUAGUCGGAUGGGUUUCGGCGCAGGUAAAACUGCUGCCGGCUAGGCCCAUGCAGUGCUUCCGCUGCCUAGAGACGGGUCAUGUCUCGCAGCGGUGCACUGCCGAGUCCGACAGGAGCCUGCUGUGCUACAGGUGUGGCGAGCCGGGUCACAAGGCCGCGGCGUGCAACGCCGCCCCCAAGUGCAUCUUGUGCGCGGGGGCAGGCAAGCCGACGGGGCAUCGCGUGGGGAGCAAGGCGUGCUCCACCGUGUGGUUUUAG